Molecule: messenger RNA, 1568 nt
Organism: Paramuricea clavata
Lineage: Eukaryota; Metazoa; Cnidaria; Anthozoa; Malacalcyonacea; Plexauridae
Source: the annotation of a GenBank genome assembly
AUGUUCAGAACGGCAGCAAGGUUUGGGGCACGAUACGGAGAAAACUUCGAUCUUGCGCAACACAUCGUAGAUCGGACAAAUCUAACCCGCAAUUACCUACCGAAACGUCAUGAAGAAGUUCGCGCUGAUAUUCUCAAGUCUUUGAAUGGAGAUGCAUUUUGCACAACAACCGAUUUGUGGAAGGAGAAAUAUACUGGUAAAAGCUACAUGUCUGUCACCGUUCAUCAUAUUGACGCUGACUGGAAUAACCUUAGCAGCUUUAUUUGGUCAACAACCGAAUACAACCUUGAGGAUCACAGAGCACCUAGUAUUUCCAAGUGCUACCUUGAAAACGUUCCUGACGCUCCCUUUCGGCUUGUCACCACAGAUAACACCAACACCAUGCCAGCAGCAUUUCGCCUUCUGGACAGUGAUGAUCAAAUUGGAUGCAUUUCGCACAUAAGCUCGUUGGUUGCUAAAGCCUGCGUCACUUCCGAUAAGGCAGCCGAAGUAAAGUUGAAUGUGGAAGCAGCUAAGAAAUUAGUGGAGCAUGUAAAACGGACAGACUUGCAAAGUAAGUUAACGACGACCCUUAAACAAACCAUAGCAACUCGAUUUUAUACCUACCGUGAAAUGAUUGGGUCUAUCAUCAACCGCUGGGAAGAACUUGAAAACAUUCUUGAUGCCAGAAAUGAGCUCAAAUAUUUAGAAGAUAUAAACAAAAUUCUUCUGAUACAGACUUCGCGUGUUUUAAAGCCCCUGCAUGAUUGUGGCCUGGAGCUCGAGAAAGAUAAGGAACCAACAUUGCAUAGGGCACGUUACUGGGAAGCAAAACUUCAGGCCGCUUUUUCAGCUCACGAACAGGACAUGACGGCAAUAAGAAAGAUGAAAGAAGUUGGGAGGAAAGCUCUGUUGACAAAACUAAGCAGUCGACUUAACGUGUACCACGAUGUAGCUUCCGCGCUGGACCCAAGAGUGGGCGAACCUACAGAUGAAGACAGCCGGCGGAAGAUUUGUGAAAAGAUCGAGAAUGUUCACGAUCGUAUCACAGGUGUAGAUGGCGACGAAACUCGUGAUGAUAACGACCAUUCGCUUUUGUCUGACGGAGAAGACUCAGAAGAGGUAACUAAACACAAAUUACCGCUGGAUUUCAAGAUUUUAAUAUUGUUAUUCUGUAAAUAUUAUCGAUAUGUUUUGUUGCAUUUUUGGAAUAACGUUACAAAUUUAUAUUGUUUUCUUAUUGUUAUUACAUAAGGUCUCAGAAAUUAAGUCCCCCACUCCGAAAAGGAAGAAGAAUCCUUGUGAUGAGAUCGAAGAACCCGAGUUUGCCUUUUAUAAGGAAAAGCAAAAGGUAUCAUCGAUUGUCGACGAAUUUCGAAGGUUUACUGGAAACGACUUCGACCUUGACCUGUACGAGGAUAAAAACAAGCACCUUGAUAUUCUGAAGUUCUGGAGGGAUCAUGCCAGGGUCUACCCGAAAUUAGCACUGGUUGCCAGGCUUAUUUUGGCUUGCCCAGCUAGCAGCGCUCCAUCAGAGAGAAGUUUCUCGCAAGCGGGGUGGACAAUCAACCUUAGGCGUACGCGUCUAG